Naegleria fowleri is the source of this 1194-nucleotide messenger RNA. RefSeq lists its product as uncharacterized. Bases 1 to 1194 code for a protein of 397 amino acids. The record is from RefSeq and is a predicted model, not a curated record. The transcript has 2 exons. NCBI's taxonomy places the organism in Eukaryota, Heterolobosea, Eutetramitea, Acrasida, Naegleriidae.
AUGGGUGGCAUGGUGAGUAAAGCAGAUCCAAAAACAAGUACAGAAACUUCAAAACCAACAAAACCCAAAGCACGAUCCUCACAAAAUAAUAAUGGCAUGACCGAUGAAGAAUGUGUCAUUAACAAACUCAAAAAAGGAAACAAACAAGCUCAAAACAUGCCAGAAGAAGAAUUAAAAGAAUGGGCUCGUUCUCUCUGUGAUCAUAAAGAAUUGAAAGAAUGGUAUUUGAAUCCAGAAUUUGCCACCACUGUGGAACAAUUUGAAAAAUUAGAGAAAGUCAAUGCAGCUGCACUUUCAAAGAAGAAUGAAGGAUCAAAUCUAUUUGCAAGUACAAGUGAAUCAGUAGUGAAUGAUAAACCAAAUGGUGGUGAUGCUUUCAAUUUGGAUGACAUUGAUUUUGAUUUGGAUGAAAUUAGAAAAGAUGCUGCUUUACCUUACAUGCAAGUGGGUAAAAAGAUCAAAAUUAAAUUGAUUAUUGCAGAGAUUUGUAAGAGUGACACUCAGAAAGCACUUCGAAAAAUGUUGAGUCCAAUUUUGACAAAAUUAGAUUAUCAACAACAGUUUGGAAUGUUUCAUUCAGCUCUUGUGGUUGGUCCAUGGUAUUUGGAGUGGAAUAACUCAUCACUUUGCAUUCCUAGAAAAUGUUACAGUAAUGCAGCCAUGAUUGCAGCUGAUUUAGAAUUUAAAGGAAUGGCGACAUUUGAUUUGGACGAAACAAUUGAGAGAAUCAGUAAAGUCAUUAUUGACUGGAAUGUGAAUAGAGAUUAUGAUCAACAUAAAGCAAAUUGCCAACAAUUUGUGGAUGAGCUUUGUAAAGCUUUAGAAAUUCCAAUUCACUUUGAAGGUGUUUUGGGUGACUAUUUGAAUAAUUUGAGAACGAAGGGAGUGUGUGAAAUAUUUUUCCCUGUCAAUGAUAAUAUGAAAGAACAAUUUGGAAUCAGAGAAUCUAAAGUUCAUUUCAAUACUCAUGCUGAGUUGGACAAAUUUGUGAAAGAGUUGCUCGAGAAGAAUCCAAUGUUUGAACAAGACAAUAAUUUGGACUGGAAUUUACUGAAGAGUUUCGAUCGUGCGUUUUGGUUACGUCAUUACCGUCACCCAGAUGAUCCUACCUAUCAACCUCACAAUUGUGCCAGUGAUGGUUGUCCAUUUGGUGAUCCUUCAGUCACUGCAAGUUUUAAGAAGGAGUGGUUUUAA